Messenger RNA from Ornithodoros turicata, 5750 nucleotides. RefSeq names its product glutamate decarboxylase-like (gene Gad1). Gene Ontology annotation, molecular function: pyridoxal phosphate binding; glutamate decarboxylase activity. Gene Ontology annotation, biological process: GABA biosynthetic process. NCBI's taxonomy places the organism in Eukaryota, Metazoa, Arthropoda, Arachnida, Ixodida, Argasidae. The transcript has 15 exons. The coding region runs from base 33 to 1664 and encodes 543 amino acids. Gene Ontology annotation, cellular component: cytoplasm. The record is from RefSeq and is a predicted model, not a curated record.
UUUACAGUCAUACUGUGUCGUUCUUUCCGACUAUGCUUAUUACGAGGCGGAGUUUUCAACACGUCCCGUGGAAGCGGACCCGGUAUUCUGUGUCCCGGUGCGAAAGUCUCCGUUGGCACGAGCGGUUUCCGCCUUACACGGUCAGGGACGAGGGAAAUACGACGAAAAAGAUCAUGGACGUGGGAAAGCUCCAGUACAAAGACUUGCUUCCGUACGCCAACGACGGAAAGGCGACGCGGGAGUUCCUGUUCAAGGUGUUCGAGAUCCUCUGGGACUAUGUGGACAAACAAAAUGAUCGUAGUACGAAAAUUCUCGACUUCCAUAUGCCCGAACAGUUGAUGCAAAUGCUCGAUCUGGACCUGCCCGAUGGUGCGCAACCAUUGGAACGGAUCUUUGCAGACUGCAGAGAUGCCCUGAAACACCAAGUCAGAACCGGUCAUCCUCAUUUCUUCAAUCAGUUGUCAUCAGGACUAGACAUUGUGUCGCUCGCUGGAGAAUGGCUCACAGCAACUGCCAACACAAACAUGUUCACUUACGAAAUUGCCCCUGUAUUUAUUCUCAUGGAAAACGUAGUGAUGAAGAAGAUGCGAGACCUCAUAGGAUACUCUAACGGUGACAGCAUCCUCGCCCCUGGUGGCUCUGUGUCCAACCUGUACGCUGUCAUGGCCGCCAGGCAUAAGAUGUUCCCCAACUACAAAACACAGGGCCUCAAAGCACUACCGCAGCUCGUCAUGUUGACUUCCAUAGACAGCCAUUAUUCGGUACAAGGAGCAGGUGCGGCCAUUGGUCUUGGAACCGAUAACGUCAUCUACAUUCCCGUUGACGACCAUGGCCGAAUGAUACCUGAAGUGUUGGAGAAGGAAGUAUUGGCAGCCAAGGGUAGGGGCCACGUGCCUUUCUUCGUCAAUUGCACUGCCGGCUCGACCGUCAUCGGAGCUUUCGACCCCAUUCACCCCAUCGCCGACAUUUGUGAGAAACAUGGACUUUGGUUGCACGUUGAUGCGGCGUGGGGUGGAGGAUGCCUUCUGUCUAAAAAGCAUCGUCAUCUUUUGGAUGGUGUGGAACGAUCGGACUCCGUAACAUGGAACCCUCACAAACUCAUGGGUGUGCACCUGCAAUGUUCCACAAUUCACCUCAAGGAAGAUGGCAUCCUCCUCAGCUGCAACCAGAUGUGCGCUGAGUAUCUGUUCCAGCAGGACAAGCACUACGAUGUCUCUUUCGACACUGGAGAUAAAGUGCCCCAAUGCGGUCGCCAUAACGACAUCUUCAAGCUGUGGCUCAUGUGGAGAGCAAAAGGAACAAAUGGAUUCGAACAACAGAUUGACCACCUGUUCGACUUGACCGCUUACAUGGUGAAGAGAAUUAAGGAACGCAGCGACAAAUUCUAUCUUCUACUUGAGCCCGAAUUAGUAAACACGUGCUUCUGGUACAUUCCCGAAAGGCUCCGUAAGAUGCCACAUAAUAAGCAAAAGGAGACGCAGCUAGGAGUGGUGACCGCCCAGUUGAAAGCUCGCAUGAUGAAUACAGGUACCCUGAUGAUCACGUAUCAACCCAUUUGGGAGAAGCCCAACUUCUUCCGCAACAUCACCUCCAACCCUGGAGCCCGCUUUGAAGACAUCGACUUUAUCAUCGAUGAAAUGGAUCGCCUGGGACACGACCUCUAAAUGGCCUUCUCAAUCCCUCAAGUUACUGCCUAUAAGAACAAAGGAAACUGUGCACGCUAUUAUUCCCUGACUGUGAACGGCUUUGUACUAGGAUUAUUGCAUCAACUUAUUUUUGGGCUCUCUCAUUUUAGACUGUCAGGAAUGCAGCGUCUGGUCAAAAAGUGACCAUGAGAGGGCUGUAUUAUCUUUUUAAAUGUGGUUUUUAGCUUCAUCUGUGUUGAGAGCGUUACAGGAAUUGUUUAGCGAGAAGGAAAUUUUGUUCCAUGUGUGACCUAUGAAAGUGAGGUGUGUAGAUGAGCGAUGCACCGAAAAUGCGCAUGCAGAUGUUGGUGAGAAGAGUCGCUUUGUGGCGUUAUUAAAUUUCCGUAAUAUAUAUGAUACAUAGAAGUUGAAAAAUAAUCGCUGUGGAACGCUACCUCACCGUAGCCAAAACAAAAAUGUUGUGGAAUGCCAUUAUAUUGCCGCGAGACCUCUGCAGCGAAAUCAACAUCGACAUAGAGAUUGCUGGUAUUCCUUACGAUGAACUCUGCAUCACACCUGCACUACACGUUGAACAGAAAUCGUCGGAAAUGAUUCCAGGGCAGUUUCACAAUUCGUUUGCUCCUUGAAAGAAUUACACCGAUGUAGGUACUCCCAAUUCCCGAAAUGAGCUGGCAUGUGCCUUUUAUAAAUUGUAUUAUUCGAACUCCGUAUUAUUAGGUUCCAUCAAAAGUGACACUCAUAUCGAGUGUGCUAAAGUGUGCUAGGACGCAAAUGGUUAACAUAACGGCUUUAAUCUAUCAUCCUGUCCAGAAAAACCAGCCCUCCCCGCAGGGCGAAGUGCCGUAAACAUUUUAUCCUUCCCCGUGGUUGUAAUCAUGAACGUUUCUCGCUCUAUAGUUACACUGUGACAUGUAUACCUUGUAUGUGUGGCGUCACGGACGCUAAGACAACAAGAUCUUACUACGUCUUCCAAAUCUGGCCUACCCUGUCACGUGACACACGCGUCAUUCAGGACGGGUGAAGGCCCAGCUUCCGAGUGCAUGAAUCGUUCGUGUUUAGAAGGCUCCGCGUGUUGUGUAAAUAUGUCCUCAUUAGAAAUCAAGAAGUUGCUGUUGACGUGUGAAGAGUCUACGAUGGUUGAGUUUUGUCUUUGAUAUGCUCAUUGUGUGUUGUUCAGUAAGUUAUUUUAUUAUACCUAUGGACACAGUGUUAUAAUAGGAUAUAAUCCCGUAAUACUGCGGGUGUAUGUACGGGAUACGUGUUCAGGGUUAUAGAGCAUUUAAUGAAGUAUACUCUCUAAUAAGGAUUUUCUAAGAGGCAUAUCCUUGUUUCUAAUACUAUUAUACCUACCGCUGAAACUUGCAGUGUAGUCACAUUCUUUGGAAGCAGAAACAUGUUUUCAUCAAAGAAGUGCUACAUGAUGCGCGUUAUGGUUAUGCUGAUACUGCUCUGCGACGUUGUCUAAUAAAAGGCCGUUUUAAGAAUAGGGUACUGCGGAUUGCGAAUAUUAUUAUUUGGGUUCCGGGCAUGUGCAGUGAUGACCCCUUAUCUUUUAGGGUCUCCAAAGCCCUUGGGUCCCCUAAUCUAAAACUGCCUAAUGCUUGCUUUAAAGAUUAUCAUCAGAUGUCGCCGCAUAUCGGUAUCAUGAAUGGUGCUGUUUAACUCAUUCACGACUUACUUUGUUCUGUACUAUGAAAGUGAUUUUACUUGCAGCAGUAGACCUCCGUUGUAGUUAGUUAUGCGAUAAUGUUUUCCAUUUCAUUCAGUCUUCAAUUCCAACUAUAUCUCAGCGUUUGAUAUAUCAAGUUUUGUCAAUCUUUAUGUGGUGGCCUUCUCAACAAUCUCAAUAUAUUUUUCGUGCACAUAGCUUAUACUAUUUUUCUAUCCUGUUCCAUAGAAAACCACAUAAGGUGCCGCCUAUUUGUAUUUGUGUUCCCAAAUUACAUUCCGUUGAUCGCUCUAUAAUAGGUAUUUGAAAUAAUGUGUAUGACCUCCAUGCACACACCGAAAGGUAACGGGACAAUGACGCAAUGCUAUAACUGUAAAAACUGGUGCUGGAAGGGUUUGUCUAGCAGUGUAUCACCAUGGUUGUCGUCUAUAAUUUCAUCUGUACCUUAGAAAGUCAGUGUGAAGCAACUAAAUGUGUUUUAGGUUUGCUUACUCUAGUCAGUGCAGUGUACUGGAUAAUCGUUGUGUACAAGCAUGGAAAUGUAUUAGGUUACGAGUCAGACAAUCGUUCUGUGAAUUCGAACCUCAGAACGAAUGAUUUCAUACUACAAUGUCAGUAUUCGCUAUACAGGUAUUGAUCUAGUCUAAUGACAGUAUCAACUGAAGCCAUCUUCACGCUUCACUGCUGAUGCUGCAAAGCCAAAGCACUUUCAAAUAAGACGUUGAAGCUGUGUAGUUGGCUUCUGAAUUAUGCAGUAUAACUUCCUUCUGGUAUUCUACUCUUGUAGUCCUACCUAAAUUAACAUGAGCCUACAUGUAACACUACACCGCAUCAGUAUAUGCCGUAAGUGUUAGAGUUAAUUAAAACAACGAGUCAAUCGUAGCGUAUUACACGGUAAACACUGCCGCUUGACAAGUGUAAAAGUCAGCAUUUCAUCGUCGAAUUCUGAACAGAUUGAUUUUUAAUGCAAAAUGUCACGCAGUUAAAUGGUAUUCUACGAAAGUAAAAUACAUGUAGACACGUAUACAUUUAAACCUUUAUUUGACGGCUUCAAAAGGCUCAUCACUCUGUGAUUAUUAAUAAAUUUAUUAAUCCCAUUAUAUUGAUACAUACCUUCAUUUUCACGAACCAUUUUUUUGUCCUUUUAUUGAUCGGAGGUCCCUAGGGCUAGUGUUUCUUCAGACGUGGUUAACGGUUUCAUCCACAUUUCAUGUCUGUGUAGCUUCCACUUGGUGCUGUCCCCUUGUGUCGGAAUUGUGCGUAGACAUCGUGUGCUUGCAGUGGUUGCCGGGUGAAGGAGUUAUCGCGGGGUGCUAGCUAACGGCAUCUUUCGAGCAUAUAGCGAAUGAAAACAGUUUUCUAACGCUUUUCUCCGAGUGCUAAUUUGGAUUUGGACAGCAUGUCGCCGUAUUACCGUGCGGUACCACACUGAUUUCUGGAAAUGGGCGUGAUUUCCAAGUAGACACGUGAAAUCACGUACCAAUUGAAUCGUAUUUCUUUUCUGAUGCAGGUUAAAGUGGCACUUGGGUUAUGAAGCAAAACAAGAAAAGAAAAACUCAACCAAGUGGUAAUGAAAAACGCAAAAACACAAGGAAUGAAGUACUCCGCAGUGGUUAACUUCAAUAAAGACGAGCUUUCGUGCAACUCCUGCACUGCAUCAGAUGGAAAGAAGCCUGGUGAAGGGCAGGAUCUGCACGCAAGCGCAUCUUUAUUAAAGUUAACUUCUCCGCAGUUCUUCAUUCCUUGUAUUCAUUGUUUUUAAGUUAAAGUAACUAAAAGCUAAAGUGACUAAAAGUGCAUCUUCUAAAAGCGAUGCAUGAAAAUCGCGUUCGCGAAAAAUUAGAAAAUCAGUCAAUAUCGGCGCAGUAGAGAAUGGGAAAACGUAGUACUCGAUUUUAGAACACGAAAUCUGAUCGCGUUCUCCGUUUACUACAAGCUUCAGGCAAAGGUAUUGAGGUAUUUGUCAACCUCGGGUGACGUGAACGCUUGAUAGUGUUACAAUCUGGUACAGCAAAUCCUGUAAGCAGCAAGUUGUCUUACCGUGCGGGUCAUAACCGCGUGAUCUUGAUGUACGUCCUGUUGUUCUCGUGUUCCCUUCUUUUCCCUAUACUUGAGCUCUGUCUUGAACGGGAAACCCCGUUUCAGUAGCGAGCAAUAAAGAGGUGCGGAAGUGAUGCACCCAAUAGCAAUACCCCAAUAACUACUGGGGUUGAAAGUACGCCUACCAUCGCGUACAUUGACGAGUUUACAGAUAUGUAGAGCAAUGUCCGUUCAUCAGAAAUGUAUUCUUGCCUUCCGAUUGUGAACCCGUGUUGGCAAUGUUGUUACUUACGAGGGUAUCUGUGUCCGCUAAGGGGCGUUUCUGCUCGAAUGGCAUGCACUGUGUUGCGUUCUGAACGUGAUUAUUAGCGCAAUAAAAGAAAGUUAGAACUGGU